Candida dubliniensis CD36 is the source of this 3510-nucleotide messenger RNA. RefSeq names its product rRNA-processing protein (gene UTP22). Lineage: Eukaryota; Fungi; Ascomycota; Pichiomycetes; Serinales; Debaryomycetaceae. The transcript has a single exon. Gene Ontology annotation, biological process: tRNA export from nucleus; rRNA processing. The coding region runs from base 1 to 3510 and encodes 1169 amino acids. Gene Ontology annotation, cellular component: small-subunit processome; UTP-C complex; CURI complex. The record is from RefSeq and is a predicted model, not a curated record.
AUGGCAAAACGGAAGUUAGAGGAAAAUGAUAUUUCUACCAUUGAAGAAGAUGAAUUCAAAUCGUUCUCCGAUCGAGAGGAACAAAUAGAAGAACAUAGUAACGGCCGUGCAAAACAUGUGGAAGACAAAGCACAAGGGAGCGGUGAUGACAGUGCAAGUGAAGACGAAGGAGAGGAAGAGAAAGAGGAACAACCACCUAACAAGAAACAAAAAAAGCAGCUUUCUGCACAGGAUGUCCAAGUAGCUAGAGAGACAGCUGAAUUAUUCAAGUCUAAUAUAUUUAAACUUCAAAUUGACGAACUAAUGAAAGAAGUGAAAGUCAAGAAAGCUCACGAAGAAACAAUUGACAAAGUAUUGCACCGUUUGCAUGAUUUGAUUAAACAGGUGCCACCAGUGGAAGAUCUAACUUUACAACAAGCAGAACAACAUUUUAAUCCCAAGAAACUAGUCAUCCCAUUUCCAGAUCCCAAACCAACAAAAGUCAACUACAAAUUUUCUUACUUGCCACUGGAAGAUCUUUCUUUGGUUGGGUCGUAUGGAUUAAAAACCGCCAUCAACCAACCACAUGGACAAAGCAUUGAAGUCGCCCUAACCAUGCCGAAAGAAUUGUUUCAACCAAAAGAUUAUUUAAAUUAUAGAGCAUUAUACAAAAAGUCAUUUUAUUUGGCGUACUUGGGUGAGAGCUUAAUCCAUUUGUCAAAAAAAAAUAAUUUACCAAUCAAGGUGUCCUAUCAUUUUUUCAAUGACGACGUAUUGAACCCAGUAUUAAAAAUAGAGAGUAUUCAAACUGAAAAUCCGGAAGAUUUGACUUUUACUAAGACAAAAAUUGCUAUUAAUUUAAUAGUAGCAUUCCCGUUUGGUGUUUUUGAUUCGAAAAAAUUACUUCCCGAUAAAAACUGUAUUCGUGUGCAAUCGGACACAGAAACCUUGCCACCUACACCAUUGUAUAAUUCUAGUGUAUUAUCACAGACAUCGUAUGAUUAUUAUUUGAAGUAUUUAUACACUACCAAGAAAUCAGCCGAUGCAUUCAAAGAUGCAUGUGUAUUGGGAAAGCUUUGGUUACAACAAAGAGGGUUUAAUUCGUCUCUCAAUAAUGGAGGGUUUGGUCAUUUUGAGUUUGCAAUCUUGAUGAGCGCGUUGUUAAAUGGAGGUGGAUUAAAUGGUAACAAGAUAUUGUUACAUGGAUUUUCCUCAUAUCAAUUAUUCAAAGGUACAAUCAAAUACUUGGCAACAAUGGAUCUAAAUGAGGGCUAUUUAUCACUUUCAUCAUUAAUUGGAGAAAAUAUUGUAUCGAAAUAUAAAUCAGAUGGAUUUAAUGUUCCCACCAUAUUUGAUAAAAACACCAAAUUAAACAUAUUAUGGAAAAUGAACAAAAGCUCUUACAAGAGUCUUCAAUUACAAGCACAACAGACUUUGGAAUUAUUGAACGACGUUGUAAAAGAUAGAUUUGAUGCCAUUUUGCUUCAAAAAUCUGACUUUGAUCCAAUGAGAUACGAUAUCGUAUUCAAGUUAUCAGCACCCGAAGAGUUAUACGAUUCUUUUGGCCCGUUGGAAAAGAUCGCUUACAUUACUUUUGAGAACUACUUCAAGAGCAGACUAUUUGCAAUUUUAAACAAAGCAUUAGGAGAAAGAACACAACUGAUUGUUAUUAGAAAUGAACACCCUUCAAAUACAUUUGCCAUCCACAAGAGAAAGCCAUCACAUGCAAGCUCAACCUUUGUUAUUGGAUUGCAGCUAAACCCAGAAGAAUGUGAUAAACUAGUAACGAAAGGUCCUAAUAAUGAAGAUAAGGAUGCUGGUAUAAAAUUCAGAUCAUUUUGGGGGAACAAGGCAUCGUUGAGAAGAUUCAAAGAUGGGUCUAUCCAGCAUUGUGUUGUUUGGAACAUUAAAGAUCAAGAGCCAGUGGUGAUGAACAUUAUCAAAUAUGCUUUAGAUACUCACUUGCAAUCGGAAAUAUCACAACAUCUAGCAAGUCUGAUCUGUUAUUUCGAUAAAAAGUUACCAGUUCCAUUAUUGCCCUCAGCGACAAAUCAAGUUGUCACAUCUUUAGGCAGUUUUACUGCUUUGAGAAAUUCAUUUGAAAAUUUGAGUAAAGUCUUGACAAAUUUAGAGCUCCCACUUAGUGUGAAAACAGUUUUGCCUGCAUCAUCUGGGUUAAGAUACACCUCGGUAUUACAGCCAGUGCCAUUUGCAGCAUCCAACCCAGAUUUCUGGAACGAUUGUGUAUUACAAUUUGAGACUUCAACAAGAUGGCCAGAUGAACUAAGCGCACUAGAGAAAACAAAGUCUGCGUUUUUAUUAAAAAUCUGCGAGGAAUUAGCUGAGACAGAAUAUAAUUCAUUCAUUACCAAAGAUGAAUCGGUGCCUUUCAACGAAAAUAUAACUUUGUUGAACAUACUAACUCCAGAAGGUUAUGGGUUUAGAAUCAGGGCUUUUACAGAACGUGACGAAUUGUUGUACUUGAGAGCUGUGUCUAAUGCAGACAAACAAAAAGCGUUAGUACAAGACGUUUAUUUGAAAUUUAAUGAAAAAUAUAUGGGCUCAGUUAAGCACACCCGAUCCGUAACACACCUCGCACAACAUUUUCACUUUUAUUCACCAACUGUCAGACUUUUCAAACAGUGGUUGGAUUCUCAGUUGCUAUUGCAACAUUUUAGUGAAGAAUUGGUGGAGCUAAUUGCUUUGAAACCAUUUGUGGAUCCGGCCCCGUAUUCGAUUCCCCACUCAGUUGAAAACGGUUUCUUGCAAAUUUUGAAUUUCUUAGCUAACUGGAAUUGGAAAGAAGACCCAUUAGUUCUCGACUUGGUUAAAAGUUCGGCAGAUGAUGAUGUCAAAUUAAGUGACAAAUUAACCAUACAGGCACAUAGAAUCAUUGAGCAAAAUUUUGAAAAAAUCAGAAAGACCGACCCAUCAGGAAUUAAAACACAGUAUUUUAUUGGAUCCAAAGAUGACCCUUCUGGAAUAUUAUGGUCUCAUAAUUUAACUUUACCAAUUUCCACCAGGUUGACUGCAUUAUCCCGUGCUGCUAUCCAGUUGCUCAGAAAAGAAGGCAUUACUGAAACCAACUUGGAUUUAAUAUUCACUCCUGCAUUACAAGAUUAUGACUUUACUAUUAAAGUCAAGGCAAACAACAUUACCACGUCUUCAGGUAUUUUACCGCCCAACACAUUUAAAAACUUAAUUCAACCGUUAACUUCAUUCCCCGAUGAUAUAACUACAAAAUACGAUUUGGUUCAAGGUUAUGUCGAUGAAUUAAAUAAAAAAUUUGGUAAUGCUAUCAUAUUUUCAAACAAAAAGUUUACAGGUUUAUGCAAGAACAACGAAAACGUCAUUGGUGGUAUUUUUGUUCCCACUAACUUGACCAAAAAGAAAUUUCGAGUCAAUUUGGGCAUUAACGUUAAACCUUUUGAAGAUAAAGGAGAUGAAGUUAUAAUCAACACCAGUUCCAUUUAUGAUGAGAUUGAGUUACUUGGUGGAGAUUUAAUAACAGCAUUCGAUAAACGUAAAUAA